AUGCCACCGCUCUCGCCUACAUGGAUUGUCCGGCAUCAUGCGCCAGUAGCGAUUCAUGCCGUGGCUUUGGUAAAUGAUGGGAAAGAUCUUAUUGUUGGCGAUGCCAAAGGUCGCAUUUCCGUGACCAGCAUGUCCAAUUUCCGUCCUCAUGUAUUCUGGCAGGCACACCAAGAUACAAUUCUACGAGCUGAUGCAUGGUAUGGUUUUCUUGUUACGCAUGGGAGAGAUAAUAAGAUUUGCGUAUGGCGUAUGCCUUCUGAACAAGUACCUGCUGCCUUGACGAGCAGCUUGGCGAAAGAUUUGCCAGAGCCCACGCUCGUGCUUACAUUGGAUGUCAAUGCAUUAAAUUAUUGUGCAUACGACAUGACAGUCCAAGCUUGCACGCAAGACGGUCUAAAAGGAUGGGUGGCUGUGCCACAUACGCUGGAGUCUGCCUGGAUCGACGUCUAUGAACUGCCAUCUAAGCGGCGCAUUGUCGAGGCGUUAGGUCGUCAAGACGUUCUUCGAACAGGUGCAGAACGACCAGCGAUUGUCAUGGCAUUGCAGUGUUGUCGUACCAACGAUGGCCACACGUUGUGUGCUGGGUACGAGGAUGGCACCAUUCAAGCGUGGACGUUUGACUAUGAUUGGACACCGACUCUUCUUUGGACGCACAAACCCCAUGCGGAAUCCGUCAUGGCCCUUGCCCUUGCGCCAGAUCGGACGUACGUGGUGAGUGUUGGUGCUGAUCGGGCCCUUGUCCAAACAGCUCUUCUAGCAGACGCUCUACCCCGCUCGUAUGAUGCGACCCGGCCAGGGCAUGCAAGUGUCGCGAUUGAUGCGCGAGGACAUACCAUGGCUGUUGGUUGCUGGAGUAGCAAGACACAUCUGUAUACCUUGCCCAGUAUGUCGAAAACCAUGACACUGCCGUACCACAAAGAAGGUAUCUAUGCAGUGGCCUACUCUCGCUAUGGCCCUACGCACACGUUAGCAGUUCACCAGAAUGACAGCGAUUGUAGCAGCGAGGACGACCAAAACAGCACAAAAGCACCUACGCAUGAAAUCCUAGCCUGCGGCAGCAAAGAUGGUCGCGUAUCGCUAUGGAACAUUCCUACUACGGGGCCAGAUGAACGGUAA
Malassezia pachydermatis is the source of this 1116-nucleotide messenger RNA. RefSeq names its product wd40 repeat-like protein. Lineage: Eukaryota; Fungi; Basidiomycota; Malasseziomycetes; Malasseziales; Malasseziaceae. The transcript is spliced from 2 exons. The record is from RefSeq and is a predicted model, not a curated record. The coding region runs from base 1 to 1116 and encodes 371 amino acids. Gene Ontology annotation, molecular function: protein binding.